This is a messenger RNA of Xylona heveae TC161, 2000 nucleotides long. Its product is annotated as translation initiation factor eIF3. Lineage: Eukaryota; Fungi; Ascomycota; Xylonomycetes; Xylonales; Xylonaceae. Gene Ontology annotation, biological process: translational initiation. The coding region runs from base 45 to 1772 and encodes 575 amino acids. The transcript is spliced from 3 exons. Gene Ontology annotation, molecular function: translation initiation factor activity. The record is from RefSeq and is a predicted model, not a curated record. Gene Ontology annotation, cellular component: cytoplasm; eukaryotic translation initiation factor 3 complex.
UCGACAUCAAACGGGUCAAUACUGUACAAGUACAGGACCUCAAAAUGGCACCGGCAAUCUCGCUGACCGACCUCGUGUCGGCUCUCCCCAACGAUGAGUCUUGGGGCCCGCCCGUCUCCGCUGAGACUAUGGUUGAUGGUGUGCCCUACGCCCCGUACUCCAAAGGCGACAAGCUCGGGCGCAUGGCAGAUUGGAAUACCGAGGGCAAGGACCGCGAGAGAGGAAGAGCUGGCUUCCAGCGUGGCUACAGAGAUCAGCAGGUCUACGGAGCUGGCAGUGGCAGCCUCUUCGCCGUCCAAGUUGCCGAAGACGAAUCAUCCUUCUCGGUCGUCGACAACUCUCGUACUUCCACCAAAACUCGUGGUUUUGGUCGUGGUGGUGGCACUGUGUUCCGUGGCCGCGGUCAGCGGGGUGGCGCGGCUGCUCGGGGUCGCGGUGCCUUUCAGCGUGUUGGCGGACGCCAACAGGGCGGUGACCGCUAUUCUGACAACCGUGGCGGUCGCGGCGGUCGUGGCCGUCGUUUCGGCUGGAGAGACUACGACAAGCCCCAGCGCACUCGUGACUCUUCUGUCCAGAUCAAGCCCGAGUGGCAGAUGCUGGAGGAGAUUGACUUCAACCGUCUGACCAAGUUGAACCUCGAGACGCCCGAUGGCGAGGACCUCGACGGCUACGGAUUCCUCUACUAUUAUGACCGCAACUACGACAAGCAGCCUGGAGCCAAGACUGCUGAGAAGAAGCUCAACAUUGUCGACCGCGCCGCUUACAACGUCACAACCUCUAGUGAUCCCGUUAUCCAGGAGCUGGCCGACCGCAACGAGGCCACCAUUUUCGCAACCGACCAGAUCCUGUCUAUGCUCAUGUGCGCUCCCCGGUCCGUCUACUCUUGGGACAUGGUCGUCCAGCGCCAGGGUAACAAGAUCUUCCUCGACAAGCGCGAUGGCUCGAGCCUUGAUAUGAUCAGCGUCAACGAAAACGCUGCUGACGCUCCCCUGGAGACUUCCGAGGGCAACAAGGAUUCGCUGAACAACCCCGGUGCUCUCUCGCUCGAGGCCACUUUCAUCAAUCACAACUUUGCCAACCAGACUGUCAUCGAGAACGAUGCCCAGAAGGUGCAGAUGGCUCAUGAAAACCCCUUCUACAGCCCCUCUGAAGAGUCUGAGCCUGCCGCCUCCAAGGCGUACAAGUACCGCCGCUUCGACCUCUCUCUUGAGAAGGACGAAGAGCCCCUCAACCUCAUCGUUCGUACCGAGCUUGAUGCUGUUAUGAAGAACAACAUUUCCGGCGAGGACCAGUUCGUCACCAUUCACGCUCUCAACGAAUUCGAUAACAAGGCCCAGGGAAGCUCCGGUGCACUUGACUGGCGCACCAAGCUCGCCUCUCAGCGUGGUGCCGUUGUUGCCACGGAGAUGAAGAACAACAGCUGCAAGCUUGCCCGCUGGACUGCCCAGUCAAUCCUCGCCAAGGCCGAUGUCAUGAAGAUUGGUUUCGUCUCUCGUGCCAACCCCCGGUCGAAUGAUCGUCACGUCAUUCUUGGUGUUGUCGGCUACAAGCCUCGCGAGUUUGCCAGCCAGAUGAACCUCAACAUCUCCAACGGCUGGGGCAUUGUCCGCACCAUCGCUGACAUGUGUCUCAAGAUGCCUGAGGGCAAGUAUGUGCUUGUCAAAGACCCUAACAAGCCCGUCCUCCGUCUCUACGACGUUCCCUUGAACACCUUCGAGGAGGAGGUUGAGGAGAAGGAGACUGUUGAGGAAGAGGAGGAGGAGGAGGAGUAAAUUUAUCCUUAAUGGUCGAUUUAUCCGGUUUUCUUUGCAUCUUUUGGUAAAAAAAAUUUUAUGAACUGUCCUGCGGAUAGGGAGUAAAAGCUUGUGGACUCUUUUCGUAGAAUAGAUUGAUGAUGACAAAAUAAUCUGGUUCUGUCUGAGCGAGCCAAAAUUGGCGGGAAAGGAAUCUUAUGGGUAUUAUUACUGCUAUAAUUUAACUGACCUGAUGUAUCGAUGGCA